AUGGAAGCGAAACAAAUUUCUUCUACCAUGGUGCCCCAAGCUGGGUCAAGUAACACGUCGCUCGACGGAAGCUCACAUAUUGUCCUGCAACCAAGGCCUAGUAACGAUCCAAACGACCCUCUCAACUGGCCACGAUGGAGAAAGUACCUGAAUUUCAUAUUGAUUUCCUAUUACACCUUGAUGGUGUUUUCACUAAUCGACAUCGCAACCGUGACCUGGGCGCCAGUGAAUGCCGAGCUUGGUUUUAGCUACGCCAUACUAAAUGACGCUUUUGCUGCCGGAAACGGGGCGUUGUGUAUCGGCGGAUUUAUACUCGUUCCGUUUGCGCUGAAGUUCGGACGACGACCAGUUUAUAUCUUCAGCACUGCAGUUCAAUGUGGAAUGAGUAUAUGGUACGCCAGGAUGCGGACUGUGGCGGAGCUCAUGUUGAUUAAUCUGUUAAGUUGCACGGUCGGUGCAUUAGCAGAAGUGAUGGUUCAGAUGACAGUGGCUGAUAUGUUUUACUUUCAUGAGCGAGGACUCGUGAAUUCUAUCUAUUACUGGUUCAUGAUCACCGGAGCUACUCUAUCACCGUUACCCGGCGGUUUCAUCACUUCGAGCCAAGGCUGGCGCUGGGUGUGGUGGUGGCUGGCUAUAUUGCUUGGAGUAGGCCUUGUUGUGUUUAUCUUCUGCUACGAAGAGACAAUGUUUACCCGUCCGACAACUGAAACUGAACAAAUUUCUAGCCAGCCGGAAGAUAAAGAGGCAGUCAACAACAACGACCCAGAGGCACUAAACGGCGCUCCUCAAAUCGGAGAGGUCGUAAUUGAUUAUUCAAUUCCCCAAAAGUCUUAUUGGCAAAAGUUGGCACUGUGGUCGAACUCAUCAAUGCCACUGAGUCAACUUUUCAAGCACACUUACCAGCCUUUCUUGGUCAUAUUCACCAUACCGGCUGUCUUUUUCAUGUCACUUCAAUACGGAGUCUUGAUCUCCUGCAUUGUUCUUCCAGUCACCUCUCUAUCGUCAUACAUGACACUUCCCCCAUAUGACUUCAAUCCUACUGAAAUUGGAUUGAUGGGCCUUCCACCUUUCAUUGGUGCUACUUUAGGGACUUUGAUUGGUGGCUUCUUGAGUGAUUAUGUUUCUCUUUACCUCGCCAAAAGAAAUGGCGGUGUCUUCGAGCCUGAGAUGCGUCUUUGGGUUUCUGUCGCCUUCGCACCUUUUGUCCCAGCAGGUGUCUUUAUUUUUGGAAUCGGUUUGAACAACGGCGCUAACUGGCUUGUACCGGCCUUUGGGCUUGGAAUCAUUUGUUUCGGGGUUCUCCCAACUAGCAGCGCUGCACUUACAUACCUGACCGAUGCAUACACAGACAUCAUUGCCGACUCAAUUAUGGGUGUGACUUUUGUCCGUAACGCCAUCUUGACAAUGUUUAUUUUUGUUCUUCAGCCCUGGACUGAUAGUGUUGGAUUGACAUGGGUCUAUGUGACAUUUGGCCUCAUAACGACUGUUGUACUCGGUGGUAACAUUGUGUUUAUCUACUUUGGGAAGAAAUUCAGGAUCAAGACUGCUGCCAGGUACGCAGGUUUUAGUGAUCGAAAGACAGAGCAGACAGAGGAAUAG
Molecule: messenger RNA, 1599 nt
Organism: Botrytis byssoidea
Lineage: Eukaryota; Fungi; Ascomycota; Leotiomycetes; Helotiales; Sclerotiniaceae
Exons: 4
Coding region: 1-1599 (532 amino acids)
Biological process (GO): transmembrane transport
Molecular function (GO): transmembrane transporter activity
Source: RefSeq, a predicted model, not a curated record